Molecule: messenger RNA, 1596 nt
Organism: Fonsecaea pedrosoi CBS 271.37
Lineage: Eukaryota; Fungi; Ascomycota; Eurotiomycetes; Chaetothyriales; Herpotrichiellaceae
Exons: 3
Coding region: 1-1596 (531 amino acids)
Biological process (GO): secondary metabolic process
Molecular function (GO): CoA-ligase activity
Source: RefSeq, a predicted model, not a curated record
AUGACCUAUAAAUCAAAAUUACCAGCAGUCACAUGUCCAGAAGACGUCACGGUCUGGUCAUGGCUUUUCGACUCUCCGAGUUUCCAACAGGCCCAGAAUCGAGGCGUCACGAACGCCGUCUCAGGGGAUCGCAUAACGUUUGCGGAGCUCAAAACCUAUGCCGAGCAGCUUUCCGUGGCUCUGGUUAGAGACCACGGGCUCCGACCUGCCGAGACGGUUUUGCUGAUGAGCGGGAACAAUAUAUGGUAUCCUGUCGCCAUGUUCGCGGCAUUAAGAGCUGGGGCCAGAGUUGCCGGAGUAACACCUGCAUCGACAGUGGAGGAACUAUCUCAUGUCCUUCGUCUUUCGCACGCCCGUUACUUCAUGACGGUCCCAACCUCCGCCGCGGUGGUGAUGACUGCGGCACGAGAUGCUGGAAUCCCGCUCAGCCGCGUUUUCCUCCUCGAAGGCCGCCACGGGGAUUUGGUCAACAUCCAUCGUCUCAUUCAGACGGGAUCUGAACUUGCCAUGACACCCUUCAACGAACCUUUCAAGAUCCCCCCCGGCACGAGCAAUCGUGACCUCUGCGGAUACUUGAGCUUUACCAGCGGAACGACCGGUCGACCCAAAGCCGUGAGUAGAAACCCCUUUCUUCCCUUCUUCAGUUUGGCGAUUAUCAUGACGACGGAGCUGAUUGAUGCCAUCCAGUUUACCGGUCUUGUCAACCUGUUACACCUUCCCAUUUAUCGAAACGCCGAGAUCCUCAUGCUCCCCAAGUUCACCAUGGAAUCGAUGCUGGACGCGAUAGUCAAGUAUCGACUGACCGAGGUGCUGAUGGUGCCCCCGAUCAUCGUGCGGCUUCUUCAAGAAGAGCCCAUGGUCUCACGAUAUGACCUGAGCUCCAUCCGCAGGUUCACCUCGGGAUCGGCGCCUCUACCCGAAGACGUGCUCGGCAUGUUGCAGGAUAAAUUCCCCAACACCGGAUUCAAGCAGGGCUGGGGGAUGACCGAGACGUGCUGCUGUAUCACGGCGACGGACCCGGCGCACUACGACUUCAAAUAUGCUCGCACCGCGGGCGUGAUCCUUGCGAACACGGAGAUCAAAAUCCUUGACGAGAACGGGGCCGAGGCCGACGUGGGCGAGAUCCUGGUCCGGGGACCUCAGUGUACGAUGGGCUACUUGGACAAUCCGGAGGAGACGAGAGGCACGUUCUUGGCAGACGGUUGGCUCCGCACCGGCGACAUGGGGAGAAUGGACGCUGAAGGCUGCCUGACCAUCACGGGCCGCAUCAAGGAUCUGAUCAAGGUGAAGGGCGUCGGCGUUGCGCCCGCCGAGCUGGAAGACGUUCUCAUCAGCCACCCUCACGUCCAGGACGCGGGAGUCCUGGGAGUCCCCCAUUCCUACAAGGGAGAGGUUCCAUAUGCGUUCGUGGUGCUCCACAAAGACGUCCAACCCAGCCGCGGCCUCGCUGAGGAGCUCAUCCAGCAUGUGCGUGCGCGGAAAUCCCGGCCAAAGUGGGUGGUGGGAGUGUCCUUUGUGCAAGCGAUCCCUCGCGGUCCCAAUGGCAAGAUUUUGCGACGGCAGAUGCAAAAGUUCAAGCCUGAGCUCAAGCUGUAG